Thamnophis elegans (Western terrestrial garter snake) is the source of this 495-nucleotide messenger RNA. It is a transcript of the gene IFITM5, whose product is annotated as interferon induced transmembrane protein 5. Gene Ontology annotation, biological process: bone mineralization; bone morphogenesis. The transcript is spliced from 3 exons. Bases 1 to 495 code for a protein of 164 amino acids. Gene Ontology annotation, cellular component: plasma membrane. NCBI's taxonomy places the organism in Eukaryota, Metazoa, Chordata, Lepidosauria, Squamata, Natricidae. The record is from RefSeq and is a predicted model, not a curated record.
AUGGCCUGGAUAACUGAGGAUCUCUUACAGGGCUUCCCUGAUCUGGCUCCCUCACAUACUAAUCUUGCUGGGAAACUGCAUUUCCUCUUUCUUUCUCUCCACUUUUGCAAAACCUGCUUGCCCAUGACAUCCCACGAGAAGGAGCCUUCUCCCACCAUCAUCACCGUCAGGCCUCCUGUGGUCCCCCAGGACUAUAUGAUUUGGUCAGUCUUCAACACCCUCUAUAUGAAUAUCUGCUGUCUGGGCUUUGUAGCUCUUGCCUAUUCUGUCAAGACUCGGGAUCAGAAGGUGACUGGGGAUCUGGAAGCUGCUCAUCGCUAUAGUUCCAAAGCCAAAUGCUACAACAUCCUCGCCACAAUGUGGAGUGUGGUGCUGCCAUUGGUGCUGAUUGCUUUGGUGAUUACGGGGGUCCUUCACCUUUCCAAGCUGGCUCAGGAGUCCAUGGACUAUUUGGCUUACAGACUCUUCCCAGAGGAUGUUGAGGACAAAAAGUGA